AUGCGGGUGGGAGAGAAGGCGAGGUUUCUGUGCAUGCCUGAAUACACGGAGGGGUACGUACAACUUGCGAAAGUCUUAAAACAGGAAAGAGAGAACCGCAUAAACGUUGCCAAAGGGCUUCCGGUCAAAACCAUUGGCGGCGGUUGUUGUGCGCACUCAUUCCAGGAAGAGAUGAACGCGCAAACCGACUUGGCCGCGCUACACGGGGCGCCUCUCGAGUUCGAAAUCGAACUGAUUGACGUGCAAACUCCAAACUCGUUCACUAAAGAGCCGUGGGAAAUGAGCAUGAUGGAAAAGUUCCGGGAAGCGCCUGUGAGAAAGGAUGAAGGAGGGCGGCUAUAUAAGGAGGGGAAGUACCAAGAGGCUCUGGACAAGUAUACACGGGCGCUGGCGCUACUGGAGAGCGUGGCAAUGAGUCCGGAAGUGCAGGAUAUGGGGAGGCCGGACCGGCCCAGCAAGCUGCAGGGAACAUCAAGUCCGUCAAAAUCAAAAUCAGCAAUGGCAGCGCCUGCCCAGAACGGGGACUCUACAACGAAAGAGCCAGAAAUCGACUUGUCGACGUUAGAAGCCCUCCUCCAAAGCUGUCGGCUAAACUACGCAGCAUGCAAGAUAAAACUUAACGAUUUUGCACCAGUCAUCCCAGCAUGCACCGAAGUCCUGAAAACCGACUCGGAGAACGUUAAGGCCAUCUUUCGGCGUGGUCAAGCGUAUUCGCGCGUCGGCAGGGAUCUGGAUCUGGCACAGUCGGAUUUUGCCAAACUGGAAGACAUUCUGGAGCGGAAGGCGGUGCCGAAGUCGGGUUCAGAGUGGACGGAGUUGAGGCGGGAGCAGCAGAUCUUGCAGGGAAAGCUGAAGGCACAUACGCAGAAGGAGAAGAAGAUGUUUGGGAGGAUGUUUGCUUGA
This is a messenger RNA of Fimicolochytrium jonesii, 903 nucleotides long. RefSeq lists its product as uncharacterized. Gene Ontology annotation, molecular function: peptidyl-prolyl cis-trans isomerase activity; protein binding. The record is from RefSeq and is a predicted model, not a curated record. The transcript is spliced from 2 exons. Lineage: Eukaryota; Fungi; Chytridiomycota; Chytridiomycetes; Spizellomycetales; Powellomycetaceae. Bases 1 to 903 code for a protein of 300 amino acids.